Stegastes partitus (bicolor damselfish) is the source of this 4618-nucleotide messenger RNA. RefSeq names its product cytosolic purine 5'-nucleotidase-like. The record is from RefSeq and is a predicted model, not a curated record. NCBI's taxonomy places the organism in Eukaryota, Metazoa, Chordata, Actinopteri, Pomacentridae. The transcript has 18 exons. The coding region runs from base 496 to 2241 and encodes 581 amino acids. Gene Ontology annotation, molecular function: 5'-nucleotidase activity.
GAGCGGCUAGGAAAGUUCCGCUAACUUCCUGGCUGGCUGCCCGGAGGCUCCAGCUGCUGUCGCAUCGCUGCAUGAUGGAAACCAGAGGACCAGGCGUCUCUCUGGUCUCUCAUGUCAGGUGUCAGUAAGAGCAAGUGAAAUUAGACAACCUUUACAGGAUCCUGAGCUAAGUUUAGCUAAGCCUCCAUGUUUCUGCUCUUGUUCACAUCAGCCAGUCAACUCAUGCUGAGCUGGUAACUCGGAUGUAGAUGUGACAAACGACGGCUGACUCACACAAACAUAUUCAGGAACCAGUGAAUCUUCGUUUUAGAGGUUUUUGCCCAAAUCGCUGCACGUUUAAUUGCAUUUUAGUUCCCAUUUCCUUUCUUCUGACUGCUUUGGCUCUAAUUGUAGCAGCUCUGCAGGACUUAGCUGAAAGCGACGUUUCUUGGUGAAUCACAUCAUGUCGUCGUUUGUUAAGGUUUGGUGACAGUUUCCACCCCUUGACAACAGGUCAUGCUGACUUGCAGAAACAUUUUAAUGGUCAACAUGACGACUUCGUGGAGUGACCGUCUGCAGAACUAUGCUGAUGUACCAGCCAACAUGGAUGGAGUGGCCAUGAAGAAGUAUCGACGUGAAGCUCACCACAGAGUGUUUGUUAACCGAAGCUUGGCCAUGGAGAAGAUCAAGUGUUUUGGUUUUGAUAUGGAUUACACUCUCGCAGUAUAUAAAUCUCCUGAGUAUGAGUCACUGGGCUUUGACCUGACUGUGGAGCGCCUGGUAUCGAUUGGAUAUCCACAAGAGUUGCUCAACUUUGUCUAUGACCCUUCAUUUCCCACCAGAGGUCUGGUGUUUGAUACCAUGUAUGGCAACCUGCUCAAAGUGGAUGCCUACGGGAACAUCCUCGUGUGUGUGCACGGCUUCAACUUCUUGAGAGGACCUGACAUCCGAGAGAUGUACCCCAACAAAUUUAUUCAACGUGGAGACACAGACCGCUUCUACAUCCUCAAUACACUUUUCAACCUGCCUGAAACCUACCUCUUUGCUUGCCUGGUGGAUUUCUUCAGUAACUGCUCCAGAUACUCAAGCUGUGAAACUGGCUUCAAAGAUGGUGACCUUUUCAUGUCCUACAAGAGCAUGUUCCAGGACGUCCGAGAUGCUGUAGACUGGGUUCAUUUCAAGGGGUCCUUGAAAGAAAAGACAGUUGAAAACCUGGAAAAGUACGUGGUAAAAGAUCCGAAGCUUCCUCUGCUUCUCAGUCGCAUGAAUGAAGUAGCCAGAGUGUUUCUGGCCACCAACAGUGAUUACAAAUACACAGAGAAAAUCAUGACCUACCUGUUUGACUUUCCCCAUGGGCCAAAGCCCAGCAUGCCCCACCGACCCUGGCAGUCCUACUUUGACCUGAUCCUGGUGGACGCCCGUAAGCCUGUGUUUUUUGGAGAGGGAACAGUGCUGCGGCAAGUCGACACUACCACAGGUCGGCUGAAGAUUGGUACAUACACUGGACCUCUCCAACAUGGCAUUGUCUACUCAGGAGGUUCCUCAGAUAUUGUCUGUGACUUGCUGGGUGCUAAAGGAAAGGACAUCAUCUACAUUGGAGACCACAUUUUUGGUGACAUUCUCAAAUCUAAGAAGCGUCAGGGCUGGAGAACUUUCCUGGUCAUACCUGAACUGGCCCAGGAGCUGCAUGUGUGGACUGACAAGAGCUCCAUAUUUGAGGAACUUCAGUCGCUGGACUGCUUCCUCGCAGAGCUUUACAACUGGAUGCCCUUGUCUUCAUACAUAACAAGGCCCAGACUUGCAAGUUGCCAGUCCAUUCUUCCUUACUUUUGUGUUGCUGAGAAAGUGACCCAUGACAUGGACAUGUGUUAUGGGAUGAUGGGAAGUUUGUUUCGCAGUGGAUCACGACAGACACUGUUUGCCUCUCAAGUGAUGCGCUACGCGGACCUGUAUGCUGCCUCUUUCAUAAACUUGCUUUACUACCCCUUCAGCUACCUUUUCCGAGCUGCCCAUGUCCUGAUGCCUCAUGAGUCAACAGUGGAACACACACAUGUCAACGUCAUCGACACAGAGUCACCAUUGGCCACACGAAAUCGCCAUGACGUCGACCUUAGGGAGAUGGAAUGUAAACGUCAUCAGCUGACCCGAUCCAUCAGCGAGAUCCAGCCUCCCCACUUCUUCCCUCAGGCUCCACAGGAGAUAACCCACUGCCAUGAUGAAGAUGAUGACGAGGAGGAGGAGGAGGAGGAGGAGGAAGAAUAGGAGGAAGAGUAGAAGACAGUAGUUGAGCCUCUCUUUCAAAUCCAGUACAUCCAUUUUGAAUGUUUUAGGUUGUUUUUUCUUUAUUUAAUAGCUACAGGACUGUAUUAGCAGAGGCUGGUGAUCAGAGCCACGUGCACACCAGCUGAUAGGUUCGAACAAUUAGAAGAGCAGUUACAGGUCGUACACUUUCUACCUGGUCUUGUACAUGCUAUGGCCUACUGUAUCUAAAAGUGGUCUCGCUACAUCAAAAGGUAGAGGUGAGUUAUAAGGAGAGUUUAGAUUUAUAUCUAUAAGUAGUACAAGAUUUAGGCAGCAAGAUAGUGAGCUGACAAGUCCUGUAUGCAGAGUGUAGGAGAUAAAAUAUCUUUUUUCUUUGGGCAUCACCAACACGUUUAUCAGGAGAUGCGUCAUGUAUGCAUCCUUUCAUUCGUACUGUUCACUGCCCUGCCACCCAGUGUUGCACCAAAGCUCUCACUUUACAACAUGCAUAACAAUUAGGUGAAAUGUUAACCUUACCCCAAAGACACAAUCCAACCUAAAACUCCAUAAUACCACAACGCUGCUGAAACAGCCUCAUUAGUCACAGACAUUGGAUGUGAAAAAAAGCAAUAUGGUCCCAAAAAUCCAGAGAAUAAUGGCCAAAUGUAGAGAUGUGAUGGUAUAAUUCAACAGAAGAUAUUGUUAGAGGUUUCUAAACUAAAUCUAAAAUGUCUGGUGUGAGAUGUAUGUUCCUUCACACAAACUUCCAUCCGUAUUUGUUUUUUUCUUUAAAGGAGUUUUAGACACUGUACAAACUAAACACCCACACAUCUAAGUGUGGAUUUCUACUUGAAAUAAGUCAAACCGUAGUUUGUGUAUUGAACAGCUCCUAUCAAACUAGCUUUAGUCCUUGAACAGUGCUACUUCAGGUGAGGGAUUUUUGUUAAGCUGAGAGCUUGUAGGGUCUGCUGUGGUGGUCAGGCGACGGUGCCAAAAUCAUAUCCCUCGCUCACAAUUCAAGCACAAUAUUCACCCAUAUACUUGCCCUGUAGUUGUACACACUGUAAUGCACAACCACACUUCCCACGUCCCACAGGAUUAAUUAACCCUCAGGGACACGGUUACAACCUUAAGUCCUUAUUUUCAUGUCGUCUUGUUACAUUAUGUUUGUAAAAAUUCUGCCUCAGAAAAAGUGGCAUUGUAAACAUGUAAUAAUGUUUAGGUGUUACAGCCUGCUAAUGGUCACAAUCACAAAGGAAUGUGAAGUGGCUUUAUUCAUCUUGCUUUGAGCUGAUAUUGUCAUUAUUUUAAAACUUCUGUAAAUUUAAUGGGGAAAAAAACUGUAAAACUUCGACUGUUUUUUACAUUUUGACCAUAAUUUUGACCACAUCAAAAUGGUGUUUUGAUUACUGUCUGUUCUCAUUUUGUAAAUACUGUCACAUGACUUUAGUUAAGGCCAGUGUUGGACAGCCAACCUGUCCAGAGUGUACUCUGUCUUGUGCCCUAUGUGAAGUGGAGAAUUUGGGCUUAUUGGGAUAUUUUCAUUUGAAGCACCUGGGGCAUUUGUCCUGGCGUCUUCCACAGACAGGUGAACAUGCUGCUUCUCUGUCACUGCUCUGAUCAGGUCUGUGACCAUUGUGCCUGAUGUCAUAUGAAAUGUGGGCUGCGCUGUGACUGUCAGUGUCGGCACUAAUGUUGUUACAGACAGUGUCAGCAUGAGGAGGGAGUAAUAGUGUGUAUUUGUAUAUUUUAGUGCUUUUGUUUGAUUGUCAUUGAAAAUGUGUGAGAUUUACAGUUUUGUUUUGUUUUUUUUUACUGAGUGUGCUUUUGCUGCGAGGGUUGCAACCUCACACAGUUACUCAUAGAACUAGCUGAAGCUGCUUUGUCCUAAUUGGGCUAAAAAGACCUAUUUUUACUGUCUGUGUUGUAGUUUAGAACUUGUCUAAGUUUCCUGCUGUCUUGCGGUCUGAGCUCAAAUAGGUGGGAGUUUUUGUUAGUGUAGGAGCACUAGUUCCUCUGCUGCUAUUGAACGGUUUCAGAAUAGGAAAUGCUUCAGGGUGGAUGCUCCUAAAGCGAGCACUGCCAAUGGUUUUAAAUUUUCAGUUUUCAUAUUGUUGUCUCAUUUUAAAAGUAUAGAGCAUGCCUCUUCUGAUCAGAGUAAUUUGAUGUUAGCUGUUUUGAAAGCUUGCAUAGACUUUGAUAAUCAGACAUACUCAAAUAUGAAGUGAACCAAAUAAAUGUAUUUAAUUGUACCAUCAAUGGUUGAUGCUUAUAUUGAUGUUGCUUUUUUCUUUAUUUCAAAUGCUGCCUUGGUUUCGAAGAAUGUUGAAAAGCAGCAUUACAACAGAUACGUUGGUUUGAAUCAUGACUGAUGUUUGUUAAACAUCUCCUGGUCUGA